UUCUUACGUAACAUCACGUGGUAUUACAAAUCAAGAACCAAUCAAAAUCGUUAGGAAAUAUCGAAGAUGCACACGGAAUUGCAAAAAUGCUCACCUUUAUUGUGAAAUUGACGCCAGACUGCAAACAAUCUUCUAAAGAACGAAACGCGAGUCAGGUAUCGAAUGACGAGUCAAACAACUUGCCAUAGUUAUUGAAGAUCAUUAACACGCGAGAUAAAAGUGCGACAAUUUAAGAUCUGCCGCAAGAAUAAAUAAUUCUGGCAAUUUUCAGAUAGUUAGUGAUAUUAACAUCGAUAUAAAUAAAGAACGAUAUCCUCUAUAUAAGAAAAAACAAUUCAGGACAUAUUAGGAAAUUAACGACUAUUGUUCAGGCAUUAUACUGGUGAAAAUUGUCAUACUCAGACCAGCUAUUGACGUUUCUGAAUACAAAGUCCUGAACGCAUGGAUUCGGAAAAAGAAGCAAAUAUGACGGGCAUCGAAAGAUUGGAUACAUCAUCUGUGAGUGAGGAAACAAAAACACUUCGAUCUUUAUACACAGGGCAUCAAUCUACAGCGCCAUCUGCUCCAGUUUUAAUGCCCCAGCAUCAUCAAUUUAUGUGUUUCCCUGGAUACUUACCACUCCCCCGAGUAGCAGGCAUGAUGCAGUUUCACCAAGGCAUGAUUCCCCGGGGAACAGUGCCCCAAGGAAUAGGAAAUGUGCCCAACACGAUGCCAUACGACAAAGCAGAGGUGGCAAACGCACCACAAAUGACAGUUAUGAACAGGGAAGCUAAACGCACUUCGUCAUUUAUGAUCGACGCAAUAUUGGGACUAAAUAGGUCCCGUGAUUCUGAAGUUGCCCUCCCAAACACAAUCCAUAAUAUGGAAUAUAUGCAGGCCCGAAAAUCUAAAUCCAGCUUGUCACAGAUUGUUCGACCACAUCCAUAUUUUCACAGCCAUUACUCAAAUCAACAGCUACGCGGCUCGAUGGUUUCAAAAAAUGAUUGCAGAGCUUUACCCAAAGAAAUCGAAGGGCUCGAGCAGUGCGGCGACCUCAACUGGGGAGAUGUGAAGUCAAAGAGAGUGCGGACCAUCUUUACUCCGGAACAACUUGAGCGUUUGGAAGAGGAAUUCGAACGUCAGCAAUACAUGGUGGGGACAGAAAGAUAUUAUCUUGCCAUCAGCUUGAAUCUCACAGAGGCACAGGUGAAAGUUUGGUUCCAGAACAGGAGAAUCAAAUGGAGAAAGCAAAAUUUCGAGGAACAGCAAGCCAAGCUGGAACAAAUCCGACAUGACCAGGAAACUGCUGUCAACAAUGAGGUAGCAGACGACAUUUUCAUCGCAGACGACUUUGAUCUAACAGACAUCGAUCAUAAGGCUAGUGCUAUUUCUGAGUUAAUUACAUCAGCAGACAUUAAUAGUGCCAAUGUUACCAGUUUACAGACUUGUGGAAACACCGACCUGCCAUAAUACAGGAAAUAAACAUGCGCAAGAUAGGAUACUAGGAAAGACUAAAAUGAGAAAGAUCGACAUUUCUGAUUGUAAUCUCACUUUCCAAAUUGUGAUCAAGUGUUAACGCCAACUCCCACACGCGUAAUAGUAGGAUUGAGACUUUUUGUGCGCAGUAUAUUGUUAUAAAUCUACAAGUUGUUAUAUUGCUGGUAUUAAACCCAAUUGAGUAAUCAAUGUAGUUUCAUAUAUCACGAUUUU
Molecule: messenger RNA, 1689 nt
Organism: Owenia fusiformis
Lineage: Eukaryota; Metazoa; Annelida; Polychaeta; Sabellida; Oweniidae
Source: the annotation of a GenBank genome assembly